Molecule: messenger RNA, 516 nt
Organism: Leishmania braziliensis MHOM/BR/75/M2904
Lineage: Eukaryota; Euglenozoa; Kinetoplastea; Trypanosomatida; Trypanosomatidae
Exons: 1
Coding region: 1-516 (171 amino acids)
Source: RefSeq, a predicted model, not a curated record
AUGAGCCCACACGGCCUCCGCGGCGCCGAUGCGCGAUUUAGGCCUUUCCUGUCCAGCAGCCUCAAUGAGUACCUAAAACGCUAUUGGGCGAUCGUCUUCACGGUUGGUUCUCAAGCCAUCGACACGGGCCACAUGCGCCACUACGUAUCCUGGUAUGCGACCCGUCUCAAGGUCGUGGAGCUCGACCACCACAUCCACGCCACGUCGUUGCGCGAGCAGCUCAUCAUUAAAGCCGGCACACCGGCUCUCCCGCUUCUCUUCGUGAAUGAAAAGCUUGUCGGCACCAUCGCCGAUGUGCGCAGCUACGAGGAGCGCCGUCUGCUCAAAGACAUUGUGCAGUUUGGUUUCCAGUGGAAGACCGGUGCCGCACUGGACGGUGCUCCGCAGCCACUGAACACCCUUCCUUCCCCCUACAGCGACACGGAGCUCUUCCGGGGGCGAUAUCGUGGCGCCCCAGUAGCGCGGCCAGUCGUGCAGCUGCCUCAGCUGCACCCGCAUCGGCGUCAGAAGGACUGA